AUGGAGGCCACCGCUGCUCAGAAAGUGUUAGAGCUGGUUAAAGAUGAAUCUUCCUUGGCAGACAUCGCACGAAUUAAGGAACAGCUCGUCAAAGAGAAAUCGACGGUGGAGUACCAACUGCACAAGAUAUCCAAGGUGCGCUACGAGGAUGUCUACAACUGCCUAGAGCUUGUAAGCUCGACUACGGGGUCCGUGCAAUCGUUGCGCGAGAAGCUGCGGAACGUGGAUAGGCUGAGCCAAGAGAACAGGUCUUCGAGUGAGCGGUACCAGAUUAUCAACGACGUUACGCGGAUCCAUGAGCUUCUAGGACGCACCUCAGACAUAUACAACCGGAUUGUGAAGUUCACCGACUUCUGUGGCCAGAUUGAGAGCUACUUGGAUGCCGAGAUCGGCCAGGAUGCACUGGAGUCUGGCUGCCCGCGGCUACUGCAGAUUCACUAUAUGCUGACCUGUGCGCGCGACUUUCAGGAGCAGAUGACGGUAAUGGCCAACGUUUCCACUGAAGAUGUGCAGCGAACGAUGAAGAAGGUGUUUGCAAAACUACCAGCUCAAAUCGAGAAAUUUGAUAAGAUGCUGGCCCGCAUCAUCUUCGACCUGCUUGAAGCGGUGCGUACGGAAAACAAGUCAUUAAUAAUACGAGUGUGCAAGAUCAUUGACUAUGAGGACCGGGAGGAUAAGCGAAUCAGCAAGACGCGCGAGAUUAUUAAAACGAAGGAGCUAGAAAUGGAAUCCAACAAGAUCAGGAAACUUCCGACCAAAAUGUCGCGCAUAGCAGAGGAUUCAAAGAGUCAGGAGAACAAGUACCCCACAGAGCAGGCACUCUUUGAAGAAAUCAUGAACGGUACCAUCCAGACGAGGACUCUACCUCGUGGCUAUCGUGAGUUCUUUUUCUCCACCAUCCGAAAGUCCAUUGCGGAGCUCUUUGUUGAUGUUCGCAAAGAGUACGCUGCCGAAAAGCAGUUCGACGUGCUGGAAAACCUAGAUUGGAUCUUCAAUGAGCUAGUAAUCGCGAAGGACCAUCUCUGCCGGCUCUGCCCGAGCGAGUGGGAUAUUUUUCGCGUAUACUACACCGCCUACUACGAAGAGCUGAACGGCUUGAUCACGGAGUUGAUCAACUCUGAGCCGGAGUCGCUCUACAUCCUCAGCAUUCUCGACUUCGACAAGAAUUUCACCAAGACUCUCAAAAAGGACUUUGGCUUCGGCAAAGACGAGAUUGUUAGCAUCAUAGGCGAGGAGCAGAAGGCCCAGCUACUUCAGGACUACUUGCAGCUCAUCGUCAACAAAAUGCGCGAGUGGCUCGACAACCUCGAGAAGGCAGAGCUCCAGAUCUUCCUCGAGCGCACCACGCCGCCCCACACAGACUCCGAGAACCUGCUCUUCCUGGAGGGCACCAAAACAUGCUUCCAGAUGUUCACGCAGCAGGUGGAGGUCGCCGCAGGCUCGGGCCAGGCGAAGAUCCUGGUCGGCGUCGUCGAGCGCUUCUGCAAGCUCCUGUUCGAGCGCCAAAGCCACUGGAUGCAGGCCAUUUCGUCCGAGGUCAAGAAGUGCCUCCAGUACAACCACAAGUAUGAGAAAGACCCCGACAACAUCGCGCAGGAGGAGGAGUGCGCCGGCGGCCUCGUCGAGUACCUCGUCGCGGUCGCCAACGACCAGAUGAAGGCCGCAGACUACGCCGUCGCCAUCUCGCAGAAGUACGGCUCCAUGGUCUCCAAGGUGCACGAGCGCACCAUCACGAACCGCAUCGAGGAGACCCUCGACGGCUUCGCAGAGGUCGCCAAGUGCAGCAACAGCGGCCUCGUCGCCCUGAUCUUCGACGACCUGCGCCGCCCCUACGCCGAGAUCUUCAGCAAGGCCUGGUACUCCGGCAACCAGGCGCAGCAGAUCGCAGACACCCUCUACGAGUACCUCGCCGACAUCCGCAGCCAGAUGAACCCCUUCGUCUACUCCACCCUCGUCGAGUCCGUCAUCGAGGAGACCAUCCUGCAGUUCCUCGCCGCCCUGCACCAUGGCCACGCCUUCCGCAACAAGCAGAACAAGUUCCUCGACUGCAUGAAGCGCGACUUCGAGAUCUUCUACAAGCUCUUCGUCCAGUUUGUCUCCGACGAGGACAAGCUGCUCAUCGACGACAAGUUCAAGCUCAUGGAGUUCUUCAUGGACUUCGCCUGCAGCCCGCUCGACGUCGUCCCCGACACCUGGGCCCAGUGUCUGCACGUCUACUGGGACACCCCCGCCGCCUUGCUGCAGGCCGUGCUCGCCUGCCGCAAGGACGUCGACUCUCCCACCGCCAAGCGCCUGCUCGCCGACGCCCAGGCCGCAGCCGCCGACCCCAAACGCCUCGCCACCCUCAAAAACCAGGACCUGCAACCCACCUUUAUUAGCCGCUUUACGUAA
Messenger RNA from Eremothecium gossypii ATCC 10895, 2391 nucleotides. RefSeq names its product SNARE-binding exocyst subunit SEC6 (gene SEC6). The transcript has a single exon. Gene Ontology annotation, biological process: exocytosis; exocyst localization. Gene Ontology annotation, molecular function: SNARE binding. NCBI's taxonomy places the organism in Eukaryota, Fungi, Ascomycota, Saccharomycetes, Saccharomycetales, Saccharomycetaceae. Gene Ontology annotation, cellular component: exocyst. Bases 1 to 2391 code for a protein of 796 amino acids. The record is from RefSeq and is marked provisional.